UCCCUCCCUCUCUCUCUCUCUUCCUCCCCCUUUCCUCCUCCUCCUCCUCCUCCCUCCCUCCCCGUGCACUCUCCAGCCCCUCUCUCUCUCUCUCUCGCUCGAUCCGCCGCUCACUUCUGUCUCAAUAUGUCUCAAGAUGGCGGCCAAUGUGGGAUCGAUGUUUCAAUAUUGGAAGCGCUUUGAUUUACAGCAGCUGCAGCGAGAACUUGAUGCAACGGCAACAGUGUUGGCUAACCGACAAGAUGAAAGUGAACAAUCAAGAAAGAAACUUAUUGAACAAAGCCGUGAGUUCAAGAAAAACACUCCAGAAGACUUACGCAAACAGGUAGCUCCACUAUUGAAGAGUUUCCAGGGAGAGAUCGAUGCAUUAGGCAAAAGAAGUAAAGAAGCAGAAGCGGCAUUCCUAAAUGUCUACAAGAGAUUAAUUGAUGUUCCAGAUCCUGUUUCAGCUCUAGAUCUGGGGCAGCAGCUCCAGCUGAAAGUCCAGCGCAUGCACGAUAUUGAAACUGAGAACCAGAAACUUAGGGAAACCCUUGAGGAAUACAACAAAGAAUUUACGGAAGUGAAGAAUCAAGAGGUGACAAUAAAAGCACUUAAAGAGAAAAUUCGGGAAUAUGAGCAGACCCUGAAGAAUCAAGCAGAGAACAUUGCUCUUGAAAAAGAACAAAAGUUGCAAAAUGACUUUGCUGAGAAAGAAAGAAUGUUGCAAGAGACACAAAUAUCAACGGCCUCAAAGCUGGAGGAAGCCGAACACAAACUGCAGACGUUACAAACAGCCUUGGAAAAAACACAGACAGAAUUAUUUGACCUGAAGACAAAAUACGAUGAGGAAAUGACAGCAAAGUCGGAUGAAAUUGAGAUGAUCAUGACAGACCUUGAAAGAGCAAAUCAAAGGGCAGAGGUAGCUCAAAGAGAAGCAGAGUCCUUGAAGGAACAACUCUCAUCUGCAAACAAAUCUCUCCAGCUGGCUAACCAGAUUCAGAAAGCACCGGAUGUGGAACAGGCCAUUGAAGUGUUGACACGAUCCAGCCUGGAAGUAGAACUGGCCUCCAAAGAACGAGAAAUUGCUCAGCUGGUUGAAGAUGUUCAGAGACUCCAAGGCAACCUUACCAAACUUCGGGAAAAUUCCACCAGUCAGAUCUCCCAGCUCGAGCAGCAGCUGACUGCCAAGAACAGCACUCUCAAACAACUGGAAGAAAAGUUGAAGGUGCAAGCUGACUACGAUGAGGUUAAGAAAGAAUUAAACAUCCUGAAGUCCAUGGAGUUUGCGCCAUCUGACGGCUCAAGCAUCCAGGAUGCUGCAUCAAAACCACUGGAGGUCUUACUGCUGGAGAAAAACCGCCUGCUGCAGUCGGAAAAUGCCACGUUGCGGAUCACGAACAGUGACCUGAGCGGGUCAGCCAGGAGAAAAGGGAAAGACCAGCCUGAGAGUCAGCGUGCUGCAACCUUGCCGGCCUCCCCUCCUCCUCAGUUGCCCCGCAAUGCAGGGGAGCAGGCUUCCAAUACUAAUGGUACACACCAGUUCUCACCAACGGGUUUAAGUCAAGACUUUUUCAGCUCAUCCUUGGCAAGCUCCGGCUUACCCCUGGCUUCUACAGGAAAAUUUGCACUAAACUCUCUCCUCCAGCGCCAACUUAUGCAGUCCUUCUACACCAAGGCAAUGCAGGAAGCGGGAAGCACAAGCAUGAUUUUUUCAGUAGGUCCCUACAGCACAAACUCCAUAUCUUCCCAAAGCCCCUUGCAACAAAGUCCAGACGUCAACGGCAUGGCCCCAUCACCCAACCAAUCAGAAAGCACCGGCAGCACCUCGGAAGGUGAGGAGAUAGACACCGCCGAAAUUGCACGUCAGGUCAAAGAGCAAUUGAUCAAGCACAAUAUCGGACAGCGGAUCUUCGGACACUACGUCUUGGGACUUUCUCAAGGAUCUGUGAGUGAGAUUCUGGCUCGACCUAAACCAUGGAACAAGCUGACUGUGAGAGGCAAGGAGCCAUUCCAUAAAAUGAAGCAGUUCCUUUCUGAUGAGCAGAACAUCUUGGCUUUGCGCAGCAUCCAAGGCAGGCAGAGAGAGAAUCCAGGCCAGAACCUGAGCAGGCUAUUUCAGGAAGUACCGAAACGAAGAAAUGGGUCAGAAGGUAACAUUACCACAAGAAUCCGAGCUACAGAAGUUGGUUCUGAUGAAGCUAUCAAAUCCAUUCUGGAGCAAGCAAAAAGGGAGCUGCAGGUACAGAAAACAGCUGAGCCGGCUCAGCCACCUUCCACGUCAACCAGCAGCAGUUCCGACGAUGCUAUUCGCUCCAUUUUGCAACAGGCUCGGCGAGAGAUGGAAGCCCAGCAGGCUGCCCUUGAACCUGCCUUAAAAGCCACCCCUCUGUCCCAAGCCGAAAUGUCCAUCUUGUCCUCAAAACUGAUCCCCACGCCUGCCGUUUCUUCAGUUUCUAGUUACUCUCCCCUGGCUCUGUCCUUGAAGAAGCACUCAUCCUCUGCGGAUUCCUCUGUGUCUUCCCUACAGACUGUCCCCGGGCUCAAGAAGGAAGCCCAAGAGGCCUCCCUUCUAGACCUCCACGGGAUGCCUGACUCGGCACAAGGCGUACUGAGGCACGUUAAAAAUGAACUGGGACGCAGUGGGGUGUGGAAGGACCAUUGGUGGAAUACUGUGCAACCUGACAGAAGGAACACAGCUCCUCCGGAAGAUCCCAAAAUGGAGGAAAGCACCAGUGGGAAAGAGAAGGCCAGCAACCAAGCUCGUUCAGACCGUAACCAGCAACUCCAAGGGCCCUCCUCCUCCUCGGAAUAUUGGAAAGAGUGGCCCAAUGCAGAAUCUCCCUAUUCUCAGAGCUCUGAACUGAGUGUGACAGGGGCAAGUCGCAGUGAGACACCCCAGAACAGCCCCCUUCCUUCUUCCCCCAUUGUUCCUUUAUCAAAGCCAUCUAAGCCUUCCGUUCCCCCAUUGACCCCUGAGCAGUAUGAGAUUUACAUGUACCAAGAAGUGGAUACGAUAGAUCUAACCCGUCAGGUCAAAGAGAAGCUAGCAAAAAACGGCAUCUGCCAAAGGAUAUUUGGGGAAAAGGUGCUGGGUCUUUCCCAGGGCAGCGUCAGCGACAUGCUGUCUCGGCCAAAGCCAUGGAGCAAAUUGACACAGAAGGGGCGUGAGCCAUUCAUUCGUAUGCAGCUGUGGCUAAAUGGCGAACUCGGACAGGGAGUCUUGCCAUCUCAAGGGCAACCCCAAGGCCAAGUCCUCCACUCUGUAUCAUCACUGCAAGACUCUCUUCAGCAGGGAUGUGUAAGCUCAGAAAGUACCCCAAAGACCUCUGCCAGUUGCAGUCCUGCUCCCGAUUCCCCAAUGAGUUCCAGCGACUCUGUGAAAAGCUUGACGGAACUGGUCCAGCAGCCCUGCCCGGCCAUUGAAACCAGUAAGGAAGGCAAGCUGCAGGAGUCGAGCGAGGCCUCGACUUCGGAUUCCCACUGCACAACCCCAUUGCCUCUCUCCGGCCAUUCAUCACUCAGCAUUCAGGAACUGGUCGCCAUGUCACCAGAACUCGAUACCUAUGGCAUCACCAAGCGGGUGAAAGAGGUGCUCACGGACAACAACCUUGGUCAACGUUUGUUUGGGGAAACGAUCCUGGGGCUCACACAAGGUUCAGUCUCAGACCUCCUUGCUCGCCCAAAGCCCUGGCACAAACUGAGCUUGAAGGGCCGGGAGCCAUUUGUGCGCAUGCAGCUGUGGCUCAAUGACCCAAACAAUGUGGAGAAGCUGAUGGACAUGAAGCGCAUGGAGAAGAAAGCAUACAUGAAACGGCGGCACAGCUCCGUCAGUGACAGCCAGCCUUCAGAAUCCUCUUCCACUGGAAUCGAUUACAGCCAGGGGGCCAGCCCACAACCGCAGCAUCAGCUCAAGAAACCUCGGGUUGUCUUGGCUCCAGAAGAGAAAGAAGCUCUGAAACGGGCCUAUCAGCAAAAGCCAUACCCAUCACCAAAAACGAUCGAGGAACUCGCCACGCAGCUCAACUUGAAGACCAGCACCGUCAUUAAUUGGUUCCACAAUUACAGGUCACGUAUUCGUCGAGAGCUGUUUAUUGAAGAAAUCCAAGCUGGAGGCCAGAGCCAGGCUGGGUCGAGUGACUCUCCUUCAGCUAGGAGCAAUCGGGCAGUUCACAGCUCCGAAGGAGACAGUUGUGAUGGGGUGGACCCGGAAGGCCCACCGGAUACAAAACAAGGCAACCUGGAAGCAGAUGAGUACAGCAAUGCAACCAUGAAGUCUCAGGGAGGGCGAGCAGCGUCGGCUUUCGAAGCAGGGGAAGAGGCACUGCGAGACGCCGGAUCUUCGGAGAAAACGGAGACAUUCCAGUUGGGAAUGGAGAGCUUGGAAGACACAGAUGACGAGGGAAGGCUCAAAGCACCACGUCAGGGUUCUCCACUGAGCUCUCAACAUUCAGGAGAAACUCUGGAGGCCAGGCCCAACUGUGCUCCAGAAGAGGAUGCCUCUACCUCAGUCCUUGUAGGACAGAGCUCCUGCAAGCCCAGGGGAGAAAGUGUGGAGAAAGUACCCAUUGUGCCAAGUACCAGUUCCACGCUGGCCAUCACCAGCUCUCAGAAAUCCAACUCACUCAAGAGCUUGUUCAGCUUUUCUGAGGCGGCGUGCUCCAAGAACACACGGGACAACACCUUGAGGAAAAAGAAGGCAGCAAAUUUGAACAGUAUAAUCCACCGUUUGGAGAAGGCUGCGAGUCGAGAGGAGCCCGUUGAAUGGGAGUUUUGAGAUUAAGCUCACCCAGCUCCACAGGGCUGGGGAAGUUAAAACUUGGACCUCUGUUGGUUUCUAUUGUGUCCCGCACUUACCGCCCUGCAGGCCACGGGGCAAAAAAAUGCCAUAGGCCAAGGUGCAUAUAGAGAACAAAAGGAGUGUUUUAAGCCCAGUUUUAUGUUUGUGUUUUCAAGGAAGAAAACUGAAACUUGUCCAGCUUUUUGUACCCUGAAGUGUUUCUAUUAAUUGCCCUAAAGUGAUUUCCACAGUUUCUGGGGAAGAAAAAAAAAACUCAUACAGCUUUUGCCUUCUGCCCUCCUCUUUGGUGUGGGCUUUAAAACAAAUAUAUAUAUACAAACAAGAAAAAGAAUUAAACCCACAUAUUUAAAAGGGGGGGCUUUUUAUCAGCCAUCUAAUGGCUAAACAGAGCGAUAAUAAUACACUAUUAUCUUCUUUAACCAGGAAAACAAAAAGAUGGGAGGGGAGAUUUUUUGAGAUUAAAAAAAAAGUUGUUUUGUAGCUCUUCAGUUGCCACUAAGAGAUUGCACAGUCAACCCGACUCUAAACACACUAGUUUGAAUUCCUAAAUAUUUUCAAGAAAGAGUAUUGUUUGAAACUUGGGGUUUAAAAAAAAAAACGCAUUUACUCCAUGUAUUUUUUAAACAGACAAAAAAAAAGACACAUCAGGAAAACAUCUUAAUUUGUGGUAGCUGACUUCAGUGUUUUUCUUGUAAAGUGGAAUAGAAAAUUGACUUGUAGUGCACAUUGUUUCAUAGCUUUAACUGAUUCUAGUCUCUUUGUUGGCUGGAAUUUGUUUAAUACACUCCAUUUUAGGCCAAAUCAGGACAGAAAAAAAAAGAAGAAAAAUUCUGAAAUCUAGGUAUUUUAUAAUCUGCUUUUUAACCUCUAACCACAAAGCACGCGGAUCAGACCUCAUUCUGGGAGGUUGUGGGAGACAGCUUGGAAGAGGGAUGUACUUGAUCGGUUCAGAUUAAAUUGCAUUAUGCCAGCCUUGCCAACAAAGUCCAUAUAAGUUACUAGUCCUCAACACCACCUGAUUGCACAAUUAAUCAUUGACCCAUGUGAUCUGUAAGGGAAAAAAAAACACCACCAGCUUUUUGAAAGAAAAAAUAAAUAAAUUACAUGGGCACCUGGAAACACUCCUUAACACACGCCAGGCAAUCAGGCAGGUGGCAUAAUGAUAAUAUGCUACACAAAAUAGAAUGUGUGGUAUUUAUUUAUUUAUUUUUUUAUAGAGAGGGGUUGGUUGGCAAGAAAGAUGAACCUGGCAUCAGUUUCAAAAACAGUGUGGUGGAACAAUGAGAAGCCUUACCCAACAAGAUGGGUUUCCGUCAUUCAUAGCUGGCAAUAGUUCGUUGGACAAUAUUACUUGGGCCCCUUAUUUUAGUAGGAUCUGGGGCUUAAAAUCAGUCAUUGUGCUGUUCUGGUCUCAGAAUACUCCAGAGAAUAAGGGCAACUAUUUCAGCCUCUUUGGAGUAUAGUUAAACAUCCCAAAAUGAUUACCCAUGGUCCCAUGACAUAUGCUGGUUACAAAAAGGAAGGGGCCCCAGAAGAAAAGUACAUAACCUUCGAUUAUCACAAUGUCAAACUACAGAAUGGCCAACCAAAGCACACACGACAGGAACUGUUCUCUCCCAAAAUAAUUAAGCUCUUCCUGUUAUUUUAUGACAGCCGCAGGGCCGAUCAAAGUACAGAAUCGAUUUUCCAAAUUGUCUCUAGCUUCUCCCGUUGUCUAUGUGUAUAUGCGUGAGCAUAGAAAUGUAUGGAGAAAUGAGUGCGCGUAUGUGUGUGUGUGCAUGUGUGCAAUUUUAUACGUUGGUAUUUUCUUACGUACUUGUGCACGCUUAGAGUGCAUUACUGCCACCUUUUUUCAAUAAGCUGUUUUAUCAGUUAUGGCUUCUACAGAUUUGCUGGUUUAGAUUCCUUUAUUGCCAUAUCUUUAAAACUAACAAUAGAUGAUUUUGGUGUAUAUGUAUGGGUAUGAAUGUGUGUAAGUGUAUGUGUGUGUGUGUAUACACACACACACACACACAUGCAUGCACACACAUACACACAUACAUGGAUAUAAUUAUUAUUAUUUUUUGGCUUAUUUAUAGGUGCUGUAUUUUAUUAUCUGAUUACUAGGAAAGGACGAAAGGGGCAAAUAUUCUUUAGAGGGAUAGACUGCCGGCAGUAUUGGGUUUAAUUUACAAGAUGUAGUUGUCAAACUGUAUAUUAUUGACAGAUUUUUUUUUUUUUUGGAGGGCCGUAUUGUGUAUCAUGGAAAACUGCUUAGGUCAACAUCUUUUGAUGACACUUUAAUGGUGCAUUCAUGACUUAUGUUCUAAUUAAUAUUUACUUUAUGAUAUUGUGGGAGGGGUUGGGGAAGAGACAUUCUGACUUUAAAAGAUAUAUUCCCAAUAUUACACCUCAAUGUAGUUGUAUUAAUUGGUCACUAAGUCUGUUUUGGGGAGGGGACAGUACUGUAAAAUGUGAAAUCACCUUCCCUGUGUAUUCUUUUUCUUUAUUUAAAAAAAACCAGAAAUUAGGUUUUUAUCAUGUCUUCAAUAUGCAACAGCAGCACUUAAUUCAAGUCUUCACAAAAUUAAGAGUUCAGUAGCUUUAACAACAGCAACAACAACAACAACAAAUGCCUUUUCAUGGUCCAGAACGAAAGCUCUAGGAGGCUGGAAGGCAGGUUUACUUUUCCCACUUUUUUCUGUUAAUUUUAUCGUUUCUCGGCUGUUUGGGGGAUACGAAAUGUUAUCUUUAAAAUGCACAAAGAGCUCUUAUUCUGACUUGAAGGUGCAAAUCUGCACAUACAUAAGCAAAAUUAGGGACAGAUUCUGGCUUGAGAAUCAAUAAUGGGGCAACAGCCACACUUUCCCUUUAGAACAGCAUUUCUCAAGCUUGGCAACUUGAAAGUAUAUGGACUUCAGCUCCCAGAAUUCUCCAUUCAGCAUAUUGGCUGGGGAAUUAUGGGAGUUGAAGUCUACACAUCUGCAAGUGGCCAAGCUUGAGAACCGCUGCUUGAGAUCUUAAGGCCUGCUGCUGGGGGCGUUUCUUUUUAGCUUUGGCAGGAUUUUUCUAGAAAAUUGACUUUAGAAUGGGUGGAUGGACAGUUACAGCAUGUGACAUGGCUUCAAACGAAAGGCCUGCCUUCCACAUACAAUGAGAAAUCCCUACUUCCUUUGCAACACCGGAAGCAGCUCUUCAUUCUCUGACAAGAUUUAAAAAACACUUGCGUUGCUUCACUUCCAUUAGGUUUUAGCUUUCCAGCAAGCACAGGAUUUGUUUUUAGCCUUCCAGUGUCUGUAUAUUUCUUUAGGCAAUGGAGCAAUAUUCCAGUUCUGGUUUAUUGUCUUCCUCUUAAAUACUUUCCAAUGUGUUCAGUUCAGUUAGCCAUUGAAGUUAAGAUCUCCCUUUUCCCUCAGUUUCAUUCUAUCAACAUCUUGGGUGCCUCUUCUCCAUAACGCAUGGAGAGAUAUCACUAAUGUGACACGGGGCGGCCUAGCAUUUGGGGUUUUGCCAUUUGCCCUAAUAAGCAAUAUUUAAGUGCCUUGGGAAAAAAUAUAUAUAUUCUCCUGUCUUUCAUGUGCUUUCCCAUCCAGAUAUACUUGGAUUUUAGCGAAGAAAUUACAAAUUCGGAUUUACCCCUUCUUUUCAAGUUGGGCAGUGCUUCCUGCCAAAGCAAAACGGUAUUGAUUCAAUUCUUCCCCCAGGGGAGAACCUGCUCAAGAACUUGUGGCUUAUUGCAACCAAUAAUGGUUGUAGAAUUUAAGCCAGCUAGAUCGAAUGAAAGGUGGUCCUGCUCUGCCCAUAGCUGCACAUUCAAUUCAGGAAAUUUCUGGAGAUUUAAUUAAUUUGGCACUUUAAUCAUAUUUGGGCUCUCUUGAUCAUUUCUGUUCUCAGUUUGAAAAGAGAGGUUGUAAUUGAGAGAACCAGGGUGGCCAACAUUUCUCAAAAAUCCAUAUCUAAUAAACAAAGAUGCCAUUAGUUAUCCCAGUGUUGGUCUUAAUGGUUUGACUACCAUCUUGGCCUAGCAUGAUAGAACUCUACUUUCUAUGGGUAGGUUUAGCUCUAUUGGAGAUUUUUGCCAUACAGAGUUAGUGACAAGUUUUGGUCAUUAUCAGGUCAUUACUUGACGCUGUGUUUUCUGACUGAAGUUCAGGAGAUUUUGGAGGUGGGUGCCAUUUGAGAGUUUUCUUUGUGUCUCUGAAAAGAUUUAGCUACUGUUUCUGGUGUUCUUUACCUAUUGACUGGCAGAUCUGUGAGUUGUACUCCCAAUACUUCUUGAAGUUUGACUGGAUGGUGGGAGGCUAUUUGAUGCCUUGCACAAGAGAACUAUAAUUAAGAAGGAAGCAACAUUCUGUAAAUGUAUAUUUUCUGAUUCUGUCCCUUAAAUUGUAGAAGUACAUCGCCCGGUUAAACUAAUUGGCUGAAGAUUUACUCUGCUUAAAGCAAUUGCCUAGACCCUUUUCAAUCUUCUCGUUAGCCAUUGAGGAAGGAUUUGUGCUUGGCUGCCUGCUCUAUUGCCCACUGUAGCCUCAACUGCCCAUUUGGUCCACUGUCCACUGGUGAAGAUUGACACUUUAGUCCAUUUGCAACUUAAAUCACUCCUCCCUUCCACAUAUAUACAACACUUUUCAAACUAGUGGAUAGGGUUGACUGCAUUUCUAACUAGACUUUCUGCCCCCUGGCUCACGAGUUAAGUUAUGAUGUUGAUUGGCUAGUUGGGACAGGGUCAUUGUUUUCCCGCCUUUUUGUGCAGACUCAGCCAGUCGUGGUUGAUUAAGUAAACAAUUUUGAAACAACCCACAGUGUAGCAUAAUGUGCAAUCUCUUUCUGUAUUUUUGGUGUGUAUCCAUCUAUCUUCCAGACACUCAAGAAAUAGGGUUUUUUAGAGUCAUCCAGAAAAUGCUUCUUUUACUGAGGACUCUUGAUGAGAAUAUCUGUAACGCUAGUCAGUUUUUCUUGGAAAAAGCAGCCAUCCCAUCUACCUAUCCUGCCAUGCAUAUACACUCCAUUCAGCUGUAACCCUGCCUAGCACCCCAGUUUAAAUCAAUCCCCUGUCCGAUAAAAUACCCAGAAUCCUCAGCAGCAUGCUGUCUGUCAUUCCAUGACUGACAUGCAGUUGUAUUUCUGCCAUAGAUCAUAUUGCUGCGUGUGAGCUUUGCUCAUCUGGUUUCCACUUUAGAGAUUUAUAUUAAUUUCACAGCCCUCCUUUGAAGCCCAGUUUAGCCACAAGUUUUCAGUCAGUUGUGAGUAGAUGGUGCACCUUUUACUUUGCCUACAAGGGGCAGAGCAGAGGCCAGUUGGAGUAGCCAGGGGACGCCAGCUUUCCUGUUCCAAAGAUAUAUUUUUUUUGUCAGCUAAUUUCAGUCUUCAAUCAACAAGGAGAAUGACUGAGCAACCUUCCUCUUUAACUGUCACCGAGAUAGGUAGUGUGGAAAGGAACUCCUUUAUUUCCAUAUUGCUCUGUUUCCCUUUGAAGUGGGAUUAUUGUAAUGGAGCAUUCAGCCAGCCUUGAGCAACAACAGGAGCUUUGGAUUUCUUAGAGUUUAUUUGAAAUAGGAAAAUUACAAGCUGCACUGAAUUGAACUUACAAUUAAGUUGGCACAGGAGUAUCAGCGCCCCUCUUAGGAUAAUUUGAGUUCUUCCUAUACUCUCUGGUGCCAGAAAGUAGUUGACAUAAAUGCAUUUAUCUGAAGAGGGAAGGAAAUUAGCUUGCAGUUUUGAGAGGCCAAACUGACUGACUGGCUCAUAAGGAGACACUUCAGCUUGUUCUUUCAAUCAUUACGUUUAGCAGAGGAGAACAAUUAUGUACAAUGACUUUGCUUUCAUGAUACGCGGAAGCAGAAACUUGCCAACCACAUUUUGCUCUAGCAUAUUGUAUGAAAACACUCCAUGGAUUUGAUUUAUAGUUCUGUGUGUUAUGCAACCCUCCAAAAUGGAGUUGAUUCUGCAAAACAUACUUUAUGGCAAAUGUUGGGCAGGUAUAGGCUAUAUUUUGAUUAUGGCAAACUAGAAGGAUAGUGUUGGAAAGCUGGAGUCAUAUUUGUACAGAAUUAUCCAAAUAAAUUGAAUUAAGUUGGGGGUUCUUACUUACAAGCUAUGACUAUGACUAUUAAACCUGGCUGCAAAAUCUCCAGAAAACCACUAGAUAACAACAGAAGCCAUUCAGAAUCACUUGGUUGAGUUGGGUGGCUACAGAAAUAAGAACUUUUGUAUCUCUGCUGCCAUCUAGAAAUCAUCUGGAUUUUUGUAGACCAUGUGUACUAAAUGUCCAGGUAACCCUGCUUUUCUAGUCUGUGACUGAAAAGCCAGUGGUGCCAGUGUAUUCCAAGCUAAAGAAACUUUACAAAAGAAACUACUGAUAUUACAUUUCAGUUUGCUAUUUCAGUAUGUAGAAAUGCUGCCAUUUAAAAUAAAGCAAUAAUUUGUGGUUUUGACAGGUAGCAGCGCACUGUUAUUUUAAGCAUUGUGAUGUGUUUGGAUGUAAGAAUAGUUUAAAAUAAAUCCUUAAAUAUGCAGCUCCAAAUAAGAACUGAGAAAGCCACAUAAAAAAAAACAGUUCUAGGACAUUGGUUGAACAGAAAUUCAGAUACCAUAGUUAAAGUGCCUCGGCUACUCUAAGACCAGCAUUUUCCCAACUUGGCAUCUUCCAGAUGUAAGAAGAACUGAUAACUGCAAUUCCAACAUAUCUAGAAGAUACCAUUUUGGAGAAGGCUGCUUAAAAUGAGUUUUUGCUUUCUUUAUGUACCAGUCAUUUCCAAAAUCAGAGAGAUGAGUCUUAAAGAUUUAGUGAAGCCUUCAUGUACAUCCUUCUGGUGAAAGACAGAAUGCCUUAGAACAGGGGUCUCCAACCUUGGCAACUUUAAGACUUAUGGACUUCAACUCCCAGAAUUCCGGGAGUUGAAGUCCACAAGUCUUAAAGUUGCCAAGGUUGGAGACUCCUGCCUUAGAAAAUUGUAGUUGGCUACUGCUAUGUUUUUAAAGGGGGAUUCCCAAGUUCCAUUUCCUGAUUCUUUUUGUACAGAAAUUUAAAAGUAAUCAAGUGAACCAAUAAAUCCUACUUUUGUGAAAGGUAAUUUGAAGGCAAAUGUUUAGUGUUAAUUGAGUUAGAUUGAAGAGACCACGACCAAAAAGUUAGCAAAAUUAUACAGACAUUCUGUUUGGUUCCCAGAUGCCUAAUUCCUCUGAAAACAGACUUUUAUCAGUGAAUUUGCUGAGAUCCUUACAAAAAUUCUUGAAGUUGUUCAAUUUUUUUAAAAACUUGUUUUAAACAUUUAGCUCCUGCUGUGGGCAACAAUGAGUACUGUUAGAUUACAAUCUAGGGCCAGUUCUGAGUGUGUGUGGUCGAAGAGGGGCCAGAUUCAUUCAGGAUUGGACUGUUUGUGUUCAGGUUCUUUAUAAAACAUUGCCUUGGAGGCCUCUCUUUUUUCAAAAUGGGAUUUCCACACAUACAGUGGUACCUCGAUACUCAUUGUUAAUUGGUUCUGGGAGGUGUGAUGAGUACCAAACAGAUUUUUCCCAUAAGGAAUAAUAUAGUGAGUCACAAGGCAGAUGACACCGACAAGUUCUAGCUUGUGCAUUGAGUACCAAGCAAACAAUGAGUACCGGGACGAAAAUGUUCACAUCAAAAUGCAUUGAGUAUAAAAUUUGCUGAAUUUCAAAGCAGUUGAGCACCAAGGUACCACUGUGCAUGCAAAUGCUUGUUUUUGUCUGAAUCCGCUUUCCUCAAUUGUACACUCUCAGAUAUGAUGAGAAUUGUAACCCAAAAUCUGAAGGAGUCUAAGUUGGGCCUGGCUUUUAAAGUGUGCAUUUAGACUUGCAGGUACCAUAGUUUCUGGGGCAAGGAAACAUAAGAUAAAUAUAACUUGUCAAAAGGUUUUCUUUCUACUGAACAGUGUGUGUGUGUUAUUUUUCAUUAUAAUGGUGUUAGCAUAGUGAAAAGUGAAUAGAUAGCAAUAAAAUACCUAAGGAUGGCUUUUAUACCCUAAGAUCCAAUCCUACUGACUGGACAAAAUAUCCAUUAAUAGCAGUGUGCUAGUCUCCAGCAAGGCUGUCUAAACUUGGCAACUUUAAGGCUUGUGGACUUCAACUCCCAGAGUUCCCCAGCGAGUUUAAAGUCCAAAGGUAUUUAAAGUUGCCAAGGUUGGACACCCCUGGUUUACAGUAAUAUCUUUUAAACUAGAAUCAAUUUCAGUCCAAUUCCAGCUAGCAAAGCCAACCAUAUUGAGUUGGAACCACGUAGAAAGGUGUCUUCCAUUAACAAGAUAUUCUGUAUUGUAUAACAGAGCACUUAUAAAUAUAAAAAUCCAAAAGUGAAAUGUUUAUAGAAGCAACCUCCAACAAGCAAGGACAUGAAUUCUGUUACAACCCCUGAAUUGCUGAAGUGUAGGCAUUCAUAGAUGGAUGCUAUUCUUUUUCUUCCUCCUCACUUUCUCAGACUGUGAAAAUGAUCCCACUGUCCAUUAGGCUUUUUUGAAUACUCCUACAUCGGCAUUUUCCGACUUGGCGUUCCUGCAGUUGUAUGGUGCAUGAGGACUACAAUCCCCAAAAUCCUAAGCUUCAGGAGGGAUCAUCCCAGCACAAGUUUUAGGGGCUUCAGGAUAUGAGAGGCUGCCCAAGCUCAGGUGCACUGAAUAUCUGACAGAGCUCGAUUGUAGCAAUUUUGUCCCAAUUGGGGAGCGUAUUGCUUCCUUGGACUACCUCUCUAUCUGCUAUACUAGCAGAAUAGUGUAACUCUUUUAACUCCUGUUAUUAGUUUUUCUCUUUCCGGUUUUCUGCUGCUUUGUAGUGCAUCCAUCACUAAUCUCAUUGUUCUUUUAUUUAAAAAAUAAACAAUGCGUGGAACAAUCUUCUGAAAUAAGGCAGAGUGAAAAUAUCACCCACUUUUUUUUAAUGACAAAAAGCUUUCUGAGACAAUUCCUGGAUACUGUGGCUCUUUCGUGGAGUUAAUUGGUGAUUAAUUAAUAAACCAUCUGAGAAUUGUCCUGUCUUCUGAGGAACUCACAAUUCUUUGUCAUGAGCAAAAUGCAGGGAAGGUCCAGGGAAAAUAAGAUCCUCAACAUAGACUGACUGUGGCCUCAUUUUCUUUGUGAGGGUAAAAAAAUGGUAUCUACAGCAGGGGUCUCCAACCUUGGUCCCUUUAAGACUUGUGGACUUCAACUCCCUGUGUCCCUCAGCCAGCAAAGCUAGCUGAGGAAUUCUGGGAGUUGAAGUCCACAAGUCUUAAAGGGACCAAGGUUGGAGGCCCCUGAUUUACAGCAUCGGGAAGUCUCGAUGCAAAUAAGAUGCAAAUUAGCUUCAAAAGAUUUACCAAUAGCUUGAUUUUCACUCCAGUGGAAAUAGCUUUGGUUUAUGAUGACACAAUAUAGAAAGACUAGGUGUGGGUGUCUUAAUACAGCAAUUAAUUUUAGGUUGUUUUGUUUGCAUUGUAGAUUAUUUUUGUAUAUUGUUUGCAUGACAUCUUUCCUUUAUUGGCCUUGCUCUGCUGUAAAGAUAUCUGUCUUGGUUAAAUUCCAACUGCAGGUCCAUUGAGCACGUGAUAGACACACCUGGUUGUCCAGGGUGAGAAACUGGAUAAGGGUACCAUGCUAUGUCACUUAUCCAAGGGUAAGCCCCAUUAAAAUCAGAAGGGCUAACUAACAAGUCAACAUAAAUAAGACAGCAAUAUCAACCUUAGGACUGCAAAAUUGUUCAUUUGAAAGCUUGUGAUCAGAGCGCCUGGGAAAGCAUCUUUCAGCCCUCAGUCAGCGUAAUAGUCCUCAAAAGAGUUCUGGAAUCUAAAGCUAAAAAAAAUACCUUCCCAAAUGCACUAAACAUAGCUAAUACUUUAGGCAGAAUGUGAUAAACUGAUACUUUGUGCUAAGUAAUAAAUUAAUAUAUUGACUAAAUCAAAAGAAAUUAUACUACUCUUCCUUUAUCCUUAGGGGGGUGGGAAACUAUGUUCAAGGAUCUGAUAGAACAAUGACGAUCUUUAAUGUUCUUUUUGAUUGUGCAGCUCUUGAAUUCAAAAACAGAAAUGUAUUGCAGGCACAGUACAGGACCUCCCUGCAAUCCCUUGAAGUAGCCACAUGUUUUUGUGAGAUUGUCUUGCUGCUUUCCUACACCAGCCUCUCUUACGUUAGCAGCUUGUUGCUCUGCUGAGCACCCAUAGUCUUCAACCAGAAAGGUAUUCUAGACAAUUCUAAUUACAGUUACAACUUGUCGGUGAUUACACACACUAGAUAAUCAAUAGAAAAACUGCAGGAAUAUUAAUUGAACCUUUUUCAGAGUUCGUUGUACCUCACUGCCCAUCGUCAUUGAGCAUUGUAUCUCAGUCAUGUUCUUUGGGCUUGAUGGGAGAUUGGAGUCCCAAGAGCUUUUGAAGGGCCACUGUUCUCAAAUCCUCGAAUCAAUCCUCUAUCCUUUGAUUGCUCGUAAAAGAUUACAGUAAUGAAACCAGGUGCCUAGAUCAUCCCUUUUUCUCUCAAAAGGAAAGAAUCCAUGAUUUCCAGAGAUUAAAGGCUUGCUUUACCUAAUUUGAGCAUUAGAUGCACGAUGCAUCCUACUUCCUCUGUGUAACUCUAGAUGAGCUGAGCUGGAAUCGGCACCCCUUGUUUUCAUACCUGCAGAAUUUUAAAUGAUAGAAUUGCUUAUAAAAUGAAUAAAUGUUAAUUGAAUGAACUUGUCCCCUUGUUCUUCAAAAGUAAGGGAGAAUCACUGUUAAUUCUGGGCAUGCUAAAGUGUAAACCAUCUGUUGUUUGGCACAUGGUGGCCAAAAGAAGAAUCGUGCCAUAACCACUUAGCAUUGGUUUCCUUGAGAAAAAAUGAUGCGUUCACAACAUGGGUCUUUUCUUUAGAUUUUCUUUCCAGGCAUUGUGCAUUUAUGUCCAUCAGGGUGUAAUAUGGCCCUUUAUAAUUAAAAACAUGGGUUAGGGCACAUGCCCACCUCUGAGGCAAGGAGUUUGGCUUUACAACUGUCACAAACUUUGUCUCUUAUACUCUUUUCCUUUUGUCCCUUCAGCUUGUCGCAUCUUCCUCAAGUUUCAUUCUGUUCCAUACUUUCAGGCAAACCUUUUUUAGACAUUCUUGACAAAAACUGGAAGGGUUUUCUGCUUGCUUACUUGCCCAUCAUCACUUCAUUUCCACUCCCUAAACCAUCUUUAUCCAUUCUCAGUCGUUUCUAGACUAAACGCUCUUCACAGAGCGCCAAUCAAUAAACAAGAGAGGCACUUAGAGUGAUGGUGAUCAAAUUAUAAUUUGCUAGCCCUCCUCCACUCACAUAAGACACUUUGGGGUACUGCAGCUGCGCAUUGCAGAAUUCCUUUUCCUGAUAAUUCUACAAUAGUAUUGCUAGAUAAACACAAUGGCAGCAACCUAAUAAUCAUCCACAUCCAGAGAAUAACCUGUCUACCAAAGCAUUCCUCGAUCUUUCCAAUUGGAGCACUCAAGAGAAGCUCAUUCCAGUUUAACUGGGACUUCUUCAAACAGAACAAAUGCCUCGGCUUUCCUGUCCCAUUUAGCGCUCACAAGUGAUUUGAUUUUUAUUCAACUGUCUCUCAAGCAUGUAUUUAUGUAAAGCAUAUUGACCCUUAAUACUGUUGUUCUUUUGCCCCUAAUAGUCUUGGCUGCAGACUGUCUGUGGACACUCUCGUCCGAAUAGGUUCCUCUGCAUAAAUCGCAAAUGAACUACGGGCAUGAGCUUCAGUCAAGACCCAUAGACUCUUGUAUAUCUGGGUUGUUUGUAAAUAUGUAUUUUUAAAAAAAACAAAAAAAAAUAUUUAAAGAUAUUUUGAGCUGAAGAAUUUCAAAGGAUAAGAAAAACGGGCGCACGAAUGCAUAAGAAUCCAAGACAGAAUUAUGAGAUGUUUGAAGGGCCUCAGCCUCCUUGAGCCUAGGAAGUGAAUCCAUGAACAGGCAUUUUUCCCUUUCCCAAAACAUAUCAAGAUUUAAAAAAAAAAAAAACUUCCCUCUGAAAGACGGCUUUCCUCUACCAAGAUUGCUCUUAAGCCUCUGUGUGGUUUUUACCCUGAGUUUGCAAGUUGUCUUUUUUUUUUGCAUGACUUUUGAAAAUCCCCAUGAUAACUAGCUACAAGGUUGCCUGGCAGCAUGGACCAUACUACAGUACGUUAGCGGUGUUCAUUGAGUGACAUCUACUACUAGUUUUCUCCUCUUCGUUUUAAGAGUUCUGUAUUCACUGCUUGUUGACUCUCUGAACUAGACUCUACGGCAGGAGUCUCCAACCUCGGCAACUUUAAGACUUGUGGACUUCAACUCCCAGAAUUCCUCAGCCAGCUUCCUCAGCAAGUCUUAAAGUUGCCGAGGUUGGAGACCCCUGCUCUAUGGUACAGCAAUGGCAAGCCAUCGAGUGUUGGCGAUUACAGUUCCCACAAUAGCUUGCCAUUGCUUGUGCAAUCAGGGCAGAUGAGUAUUGCAAUCCAAAGCAUCAGGCGGGCAUGUCGUUGCCUAUCCUUGUGCAUGGCAAUGUUCAGCUAGUCCCCAUGGUGACUUGAAGGUUCUUCAAGGCUUCACCUCAACCUGUUUUGGGAUUCGUUAGGAAAUUAUCUUUUGGAAAGGGACAGUGAGAGAGGGCGGGACUUAAACCUUAGAAGCAAAAAUAAGUCAGAAAUAAUAUAGAUCUCAAAGCAUCCAUUUGUUUGUCUUUCUUCCCACCAUGGUAGAUUCAUGUUUUAUCCUUUGAUGGUGUUAGAUACACCACUCUGCCUAACAAUUAGCUGGCCAUAAAGGUUCUUUGCACACUUAACAGCAAUGUGUGUGUGGGGAAGGUGAGAAUUUUUUGGAAGGAAAAGAGAUUGAAUUGUUUAUCAGCAAUAUGGGGGAAAGGAAUGGUAGAGUGUGGAAUUCUUCUGCGUGAGGGUAAUCAGGUAGUCCUCAAUUUACAGCCGUUCGUUUAGUGGCUGAAGUUACAACAGCACUGAAAAAAGUGACCUAUAACCGUUUUUCACACUUAACGACCAUUGCAGCAUCCCCGUGAUCAAAAUUCCGACGCUUGGCAACUGACUCAUAUUUAUGACAGUUGCAGUGACCUCUUUUUUUCCCCCCGACCUUCUGACGAGCAAAGUCAGUGGGGAAGCCAGAUUCGCUUAACAACCGCGGCAAGAAAAGUCGUAAAGUGGGGCAAAAUUCACUUAACAAAUGUCUCACUUAGCAAGAGAAAUUUUGGGCUCGAUUGUGGUCGUAAGUCGAGGACUACCUGUACUGAAGAGAGGCAGCAGUUUAUGUAAAAAUAGAAAACGAUUGAAAAGUCCUUGCUUUGGAGGGGGGAAAAAAGCAAAUAAUAAAAGAUCCAUUUAUGUGACAGAGAUAGCCACCCCUGUAAGAUGCCACCAUGCUCUUGAGAGGGGACAUGGCAGGGCCCUGGAAGUGAGAAGUUAAAUGACACUUAGUCUUUGGGGCAAGACUGCCCUGCUGCAGGCAUCCAUUUGUGGCAUGCUGGUGUUCCAUUUUUCCAAUAGGAAAACUAACCCACUAGUCACCCAUCGCCCCUGUCUACAUCCUGUCAGGCAGUUGGAACCUGGAGAAAACAAUGAGGGUGGGGGGGAAGAAGCUUUUUACAAAAGGAAGGUUUUAUUGUGGAAGAUUUUCUUUUUAAUUUCUCUCUGAAUAGUCUAUGCAUUUCCAAUUUUAAAAGCCGUUUUCUGCUGAUCUUCCCAUCCCAAUCUCUCCCCUCCCCCUCCCCCCAAAUCAGGCAAUAUAUAAUCUUACUCUGAACAAACCUCUGAGGAAUGUCAUAUCUGCAAAUUUGGACAUUUAAUUCCAAAGUAAAUGGCAGCCUUGCUUAUUUUAUUUUAUUUUGUGACAUGCAGAUACACAGACACACAAUCCAGUUGGAAGGUCUUGCAUAUUCCAACCCUAUUGAAUUGGGGGAGGGCGGUGCCUAAGAUUUUGCCAUUUAGUUAUGCUCUGAAGAAUUCGUUUUUAUUUUAUUUUAUUUGUAUUUUUUAUUAUUAUUAUUUUUUUUUGCAUUUGUGCAAUAACUACUUGCCAUUUUACUGGGCUAAUCUUUGGACUUGCCCUGACUACUAACACAGCACAAAAAUGAACUCGAAACACAAAAAAAAGGUGUAUUUUUUUUCCUGAGAAUAUUUUCUUUUUAAAAAGAAAAAAUAUUGAUAAGCUCCAUUUUAUCCCCGUGUACUUGUGGUGUCCAACAUUUUUAGCAGUAUUUUAUAAAUAUAUAUAUAAAUAUAUAAAUAGAUAUAUAUAUUAUUUUUUUCCUGUAACGCACUAAGUCUUAGGUGUUUUUAGAAGCUCGUUUCUUAUAUUCAGAAUCACCAAUUUUAAUGAAAUACCCUCACAAAGACCCAGUUGACCAAAAAAAAAGCCUUUUUUUCUUCUUUUCUUUUUUCUUUCUUUUCUUUUUUUUCUUUUUCUUUUUGUACACGUAGCUUUGAGAGAAGCUGCCCUGUUGUGUUGCUGUGAUUUCAUCUUUUGUAACAUUUUAUUUCUUAUUCAAAAGUUUAUUAAAAAAAAAGAGAGAGAGAAAAGUUUUAUAUGGCUGGCAGUGGCAGAGCAGGAGAAGACUUCCUCCCUUGGCGGGAAGUGGUAUUUUCUUCCCAACCUGGGUUAGCCAAUGUAUGUUCUCAGCACUGUACAACAGUCCCUAUAUGAUACGGAGAAGCAAUAUCACUGUACGAAACUCACAUGAUGUAUUAUUAUAAUUAUUAUUAUUAUUAUUCACUAGCACCCUAGGUGUGAUAAUUGAAGUAAAUAUCUUUUAUACAAACACAGUGAUGUCUGGGUUGUCUUCCUUGGGACAGGCUGAACUCAAAAGCAGCAAACAUUUCUUCAGC
Molecule: messenger RNA, 19545 nt
Organism: Ahaetulla prasina
Lineage: Eukaryota; Metazoa; Chordata; Lepidosauria; Squamata; Colubridae
Gene: CUX1
Product: cut like homeobox 1
Exons: 24
Coding region: 137-4756 (1539 amino acids)
Biological process (GO): intra-Golgi vesicle-mediated transport; regulation of DNA-templated transcription
Cellular component (GO): Golgi membrane
Molecular function (GO): DNA binding; DNA-binding transcription factor activity, RNA polymerase II-specific
Source: RefSeq, a predicted model, not a curated record